AUGCGGUCCCUCGCUGCGCGCUUAGCCGCCCCCUGCAUCGCGCUUGCAGGCGCAGCUCUUGCCGGGCUGCCGUACAACGUAUCCAUCGCCUACCAGCAGAACGCAAAAGACUACUAUCUCCAAGCAUGGUACGGAGACGGCAACCUGUACGUCGGGCCGAACGUCCCUCCCAGCAUCAAGACCGUCUUUGACUUUACCGUUCCCAACAUCCGCGCCGACCUGCUCUACGUGGAGCCCACGACGCCGGGCGCGAGGCUGCCGAACCCCACGUUCCUGGUGGUCAACAAUGCGCCAGGGGCGUCGGACCCUGUCUUCUUCGCGCACAGCGCGGCGGACCUGACGGAGGAUGACCGGCUGUUCUGGUUCCGCUAUGGCAAUGUGCUGUUCCCCAUCUUGCAGGACAACAGCAUCCAGAACUACUUCCACCUCGACGAGGUCCCCGGCACCCCCGGCACCUACCUCGUCCGGUGGAGGGAGGGCGUGCUAGCCGCUGUUUCGUCCAAGGACAAGACUGCCAUGGUCAACGUCGAGCUGAUAGCCUACACUCCGCCAUCGUAA
Messenger RNA from Neoarthrinium moseri, 558 nucleotides. RefSeq lists its product as uncharacterized. The transcript has 2 exons. The record is from RefSeq and is a predicted model, not a curated record. The coding region runs from base 1 to 558 and encodes 185 amino acids. Lineage: Eukaryota; Fungi; Ascomycota; Sordariomycetes; Amphisphaeriales; Apiosporaceae.